AUGGGUGGUUGUUUUUCUUUGACGGCAAGUUACUCGGUUACUGAUCAAGAGUCCACCGCUAAUGUGAUCUCGGUUUAUGGAGAUUUGCGGGAAUAUUCUGUUCCCGUCACCGUCUCUCAAGUCCUUCAGAUGGAAACAACCUCAUCAUCAUCUUCCUCCUGUUUCCUCUGCAACUCGGAUAGCUUGUACUACGACGAAUAUACACCGGCCUUGGAUCCACAAGAUGAACUUCAGCCGGGUCAAAUCUAUUUCAUUCUCCCCACCACAAAACUUGAGUACAAACUCAGUGCGUCGGACAUGGCUGCUCUUGCUGUCAAGGCCAGCGUCGCCCUUCAGAAUUCCUCCAAGAAGAGCUCAGGCUCAGGCUCAGGCCGUCGGCACCAGAACAAGGCUCGCAUUUCCCCUGUGGCGCUGGAGGUCAAUCAAAGAGUAGCAGUUAAUUUACCCAAGAAGAGUUUUGCCGAUAAGGAUAAACUUGGAGUUGAGGGGGCUUCCAGAUCCGGCUCUACCUCUAUCAGGAAAUUGCAGAGAUACUCUUCCAGACGGGCUAGGAUGGCGGUUCGUUCCUUCAGGCUCAGAUUGACUACAAUCCACGAAGGCUCUGUCCUCCAACUCUCUUAA
Ilex paraguariensis (yerba mate) is the source of this 621-nucleotide messenger RNA. Lineage: Eukaryota; Viridiplantae; Streptophyta; Magnoliopsida; Aquifoliales; Aquifoliaceae. The record is from the annotation of a GenBank genome assembly.